This is a messenger RNA of Mesorhabditis spiculigera, 1557 nucleotides long. The record is from the annotation of a GenBank genome assembly. NCBI's taxonomy places the organism in Eukaryota, Metazoa, Nematoda, Chromadorea, Rhabditida, Rhabditidae.
AUGGAGACGACCCCGUUCGGGCACCGGGCCCGAUUUGUCAUCCUCAUCUUGGUCGUGCUCUGCCUGACGAGUGUUUGGUCCAACAUCCUGGCCUUCAACUUUGCCCUCAUUUGCAUGAAUCCUGAGGAUGAGGGGCGCGACGAGGCGGCAAAACACGGAGACUCAUCCGAAGAAGCCGACGUCACCAGAUCGUAUGCAAACUCCUCAGCAAUCGAUCCGGAUAACGGUUCACAGGCCGUAUCAUUUACAGCAGGACAGCAAACCUACGCGAUUUCGAUCGUCCCCCUGGCUGCCAUCAUCGCCAACUUCCCGGUCAUCUUCUUGCUGAACAAGUUUGGGAUCAGGACAAUAUUCGGGUUUGGCGGCUUGCUAUCGGCUGUGGCGACGAUUUUGAUACCUUUCGGGAUUAAGCUCGGCUACCCGUACUUCAUGGCGUUGCGCUUCCUGCAGGGUCUCGCCUUCGCCGCCAACCUGCCGGCCAUCGGCGCCUUUUGCGCAAAGUGGGCUUAUUAUAAGCAGAAUGGUCUUUUUAUCGCCUCGACCGUGGCUUACCUCCAAAUCGCGCCAGCCUUCACGAACCCGGUGUCCGGGCCGAUUUGCGAGCAUAUGGGGUGGGAAUCUGUCUUCUACCUUCACGGGUGCGUCGGGCUAGCCUUGUUCGUGUUGUACGGUCUCUUCUACCGGAAUAGCCCUGGAAAGCACCCAUUUGUCGGCGACAUCGAAUCCAACAAAAUCGGAAUCGGAAAGCCGACAAAAGAGGAGAAAAAAGACGCUCAACAAGUGCCGUACCUGCAGAUCCUGAUGACGCCGUCCAUCUGGGGCGUCUGGAUCGCGGCCAUCGGGAAUUUCGUGGUGGUCAACCUGAUCUUCCUCUACUCGCCGACGUACAUGAGCAAGGUACUCGGCUUCUCCGUCUCGCACAGCGGCUUCACCUCGGCGCUCGGCCCGCUAGCGCAGGCGGCCGUGAAGGUGUCAGUUGGCGGCCUCAGCGACCGUAUGAAGUUCCUCUCCGAGGUCACCAAGCUGCGCAUCUUCAACUCGAUCGCCUUCUUCGGGUGCUUCGUGUUGCUCUACAUUUUGACGUUCGUCAGCACCGAGUACUCGACGAUGUGCGUGCUGCUCUGGGGCGCGGCUAGUGGCAUCAUCGGAGCGAACACGGGCGGCUUCUUCCGCGCGGCGCCCAUCCUCAGCAAGCAGUACAGCCACUUUGUGACGGGCAACAUCUCGCUGGCGAUCACGAUCACGAUGGUCAUCGUGCCGUUCGUCGUCAACGGGCUGGUGAAAGACAACGAGCCGGAGGAGUGGAAUCUCGUGUUCCGCAUCCUCGGCGCCGUCAUGGCGAUCACCAACAUCAUCUACCUCAUCCUCGUCCGGGGCGAGGCGUGCAGCUGGACCGAGCUAAAAUCCCGGCCCGGCAAGGUGGCGCCGAUCUCUCAAGAAAAGCUGGCCGUCUCCGAGACGUCCAGCCAGACGUCCAAGGACACGGUCGACGACGAGAAGCCGAUCCACGAGUUGAGCGUUAUCAACUACUCCAACCAGUACAGCAAUCAAUUGUAU